Molecule: messenger RNA, 4506 nt
Organism: Aureobasidium uvarum
Lineage: Eukaryota; Fungi; Ascomycota; Dothideomycetes; Dothideales; Saccotheciaceae
Source: the annotation of a GenBank genome assembly
GUGCAGCCGCUCAAGAUAGUCAAGUCUAACUCGACUGCUUCGUCGAUUGGCUCGCCCACCAAGAUGUCACGUCCACUAUCAGAAAUCGGCUCGACAGAGCGGAGGAGGAAUUCACCCAGUUACAACCAGGCCACCAAGAUGGUCACCAGCAAGGAUUCGUCGCCCUUUGAUUCAUCACCACUGCAGCAACAGCGCUCGCCGCGCAUGUUCUGGGAGGACCGCGCUUCGCCCUCGCGCUUUGGUUCUGAAAACAGUCCCGAGCGUCCCGAGCGCUCUGCCUCUCCUACUGGAACCUCCUCACACCGUCGCUCAUCCAUUGAGAACCUCAANAAGGCGUCACGUGUAAAGAACAGCACCAUGUAUGCCCGCGAAACAAAGCACAAUUACGAUCCUUCAAGCUCUCCCGUCAUUGAGCGUCCUCUGAGCAACCGCGGCUGGGGCGGCAACUUUCAAAACAACGUAUUCACACGCUUCGACAGUCUCCGCAAGGAAAACAGCCCUCUCAAAUCUCCCACCGAGGGAGAUCUCACUCCNUCCAAAAUUCCAGGUCCAUCAACGGGCCCCUCUGCUGUUGCAUCAUCCAAUCCCAAUUCUCCCCACCGCGAGACACCUUCGCCAACCAAGUCUUCUCUCACAUACAACAGCCGGUUUGCCGCGUCUUUCGAGUCUGAUCAAAGUCACUGGCCAGAGGACCAAGAUGAUGCUAGAGUCGCUACUCCUCGUGCACAGCCACGUCAUGCAAAAAGUGUCACAUUCGAGACGGCACCUCCUGAGAUCAACGAAUACGAACAGCAAACACCAGAACCAUCUUCCAUCGCCUCGGGUUCACGAGAGGGCAGCUACGAUUCCGAUGACUAUGAAGAUAACAGCUUCGAACGUGACUCUUCUAUCGACGAAGACAGUUUUGAUGCCUCACUCGAGGACACGGACAAGACUCCAGUGGUUCUUCCCGAAGAUUGGAGACAUAUGAGCCCUGAUGUUGCUCGUAGCCAUCUUGUCAAUGACUAUGACGACGUUUUUGAUGAUGAUGAUGAUGAUGAUGAUGAUGAACACACAAAGAGACAAGCUUUGAAUUCGACCAACGAGCAACUUCCAUCCUCUAGUCGCUCCGAAUCUGCCAAUUCGGAUGCCGAAGCAAGACCUCUGCCUCCACUUCCUGGAGUACCCUCUUUUAGGAGAGAGCGUGUAGACUCUGGCGGUCUUGCUGCUGCAGCAGAACGCGCAAGCAGUAUUCAGCGUUCCCUGCCUUCUCCACCCCGUCCUGCUUCAGUCUCAAAGGAUGAGAUUCUUCGUAUGAGGGAGGCCAACAUGUCCAUGGAAGACAGAAUGAAUCUCCUCAAAUUGCAAACUUCUCUGGCUGACGUGCAAAAGUCACAAGACACAGAGGAACACGCUGAAGAAGACGUCAAGUCUACCCACGAAGAUGCUGCCGCGACUUCAGAACAGUCAGAUGUCGAAGACGAUGAUUUGGCCGGCUUUGAUUUUGCACCAAGCAUCUCGCGCGAAUCCAUCUUGCGUAAUGUCAAGUCACAAAAGUAUGACCAAUUCGAUGCCGACUUGCAAGAGGAAUCCAUGGUUUCAUUCGCCGACAGAGACUACCGCGAACUCGCCAAUCUCGAUCCUGACGUUCCCAUCCCCUCUCGCGAGACGUCAACGCAAUUUGACGCCGGAAUCGGUGCUGAAAUCAAGGAAGAGGCUGAAAAUAGCUACCUUGACCUCAGUGCUGUUCCGUCAUUCCAUACUGAACUCGAUGAAACCAGAGCAGAUGAAUACGACAGACAGUCUGUUAUUCACCAUGCUGACUAUGACGAAGGCUCCCAAGUUGAGGACGACGAAAGUCGCUACUCAUCCCCCAUGUCUGUUUUGGUCAAUGAACAACCAGAAGAGCCUCACCACAUGCCUUGUCAAGAUGAUCAGGAAUCACCCCUGGAAGACGAAGCAUUUGCGACUCCGCUUGGCAACCCACAAUCCACAGAUGAGUCGAGUAGUAUGGGUCUNCCCCUAAGCUUCUUGGGUAACGAUGACUUUGACUUUGGUCUAAAGGACUACAUCACUCCUACACCACCGUCCUCAUCCGGCACACUGGAGGAAAACAAAAAGUCUGUACUCGAACCGCCCGUGGUGUUGCAGCCUAGCUUCACCACAGAAGCCCAAUAUGGACGAGAGAGCUCAGUCGAGUCCGAUCAUACCAUUGGACAUGAAUCAUUCGGUUCUGUCAUCCAUGGCUCAAUGAUUGACAUGUCUCCUCCUCCAGAAGAAACACCCAUCAUUCCUGAGCGCAAAGCCACCAUCAAGACUCAGGGAAAGCUCAAGGCUCGACCCUCUGGAACACCUGCCGAUCUAGAAGCUAUGAGAGCUCAACGUCGUCAUGUGAGCCAAGAAAUACCUCCGAUUCCUGACCAGUAUCGCUCCGAGACGUCGGCUCAAGCAGAUAAGGAGAUCUCUUCUGACGAAGAAGAAGACGAAGAAUCGCACAGCUCGGAGUCAUUCUCUGAGCCAGAAAAGGCCGGUCAAGGAUCCCAACAGCUCGCGACAAAUGACGAGCACGGCAUUGAAAGGUCCCUUGGGAGCCAUGCAAGUCUUGANAAAAAUGGUCAGCACGAAGAUGAAGCUACAUCAGACAUUCUCCCCGAACAGCGUCGACAAAGCCGCAAGAUGAAACUCGACCUUGACUUCAAGCUUGAUUCUUUCGACGACGACGACGACGACAUGGGUCUCGGAAUGGAUGCAGAGUUUGACCGUGUGAUUGAGUCUCAAAAGGGUUAUCUCAUGCGUCAAAACACCAAGGUCAUUGUCGCUAGCAACAGGAAUUUCAGUGACGAGAGCCAACGUCCGCUCUCUCCCAAUGGCCAGGCCAACCCCUCAACUACCGGCAAGAGCAAACGCACCCCACGCAAGUCGAGCGCUGGCGAGAAGUACUUGACGACUGAGCCUUGGAAUGGCAAGACUAGACGUAAAAGUUCCAGGAGAUCCUCUGGCAGGAAAUCCAACAUUGGCGGGCCGGCCCCUCCCUUGCCUGGUCAUGAAAGCUCUCUCGGCAAGGUCGAUGAAUAUCUCACUACUGAUGAGACGAAUGAUGGUGAGGAGAGAGGACGACUUUUUGUAAAAGUUGUUGGUGUAAAGGAACUCGACCUGCCGCUGCCACGCAACGAUCGUCUCUUCUUCCAACUUACCUUGGACAAUGGCUUGCAUUGCGUGACUACUGCUGAUCUUCAGCUUGGAACAGCCGCCGCAAUUGGCCAGGAGUUCGAGCUCGUUGUUCUUCAGGACCUCGAAUUCCAACUGACUCUGACUACAAAGCUACCAGCCCCUGCACCCAAGCCCCAAAUGUCGAUUCCUGUUCCAGUAUCUCCCACAAAGCCCAUCAAGUCGUCAACAUCAAGAUUCUCUCGCCUCCUCACAUCUCCCAAGAAGAGAGCGGAGCGUGAGAGAAAGGAGAGAGAAGAGGCUGCCGAAAUUGAACGUCGUCAGCAAGAAGAGAUGCAACGCAAGCGCGCCUCUGUCAAGCCCACAUCUUGGGAUAUGCUGCGCGAAGUCGUUGAUGCCAAAUCUGGUUCAUUCGCUCGCGCCUAUGUAUCUCUAAAGUCUCACGAGCCUCAGUGUUUCGGACGACAGCUCACCGUCGACGUGCCUUGCUUCAACGAGUGGGCAAUCGAAAAGGAUGCCGAUGUUGUCAGCAGUGUGCGCAGCAAGCGCAACAAUGGCAAUCCUGGCUUUGGUAGCAGAGAUGGUACCAUCAGACGUCCACCUUACGCAGUGGGCAAGCUUGAGUUGCAGCUCAUGUACAUUCCAAAGCCCAAGGGUGCUGGUGACGAGCACAUGCCCAAGAGCAUGAGUUCAGCUGUCAGAGAAAUGAAGGCGGCCGAACAAGUCAAAGAGUCCUCGUGGGAAGGUUGCUUGAGUCAGCAAGGCGGCGACUGUCCGUACUGGCGCCGUCGCUUCUUCCGUCUUCAGGGCACAAAGCUCACAGCUUAUCACGAGCACACUCGUCAGCCUAGAGCGACUAUCAAUCUCUCAAAGGCUACAAGGGUGAUUGACGAUCAAAAAUCACUUGUCGCGGAUCCUACAUCAGGCCACCCGACCAAGGGAAGACGUAAGUCUGCCUUUGCCGAAGAAGAUGAUGGCUACCAGUUCGUCGAGGAAGGUUUCAGAAUGAGAUUUGCCAAUGGCGAAACCAUCGACUUCUACGCAGACACCGCCGCAGACAAGGACGCCUGGAUGAAGGCACUUGGCUCAUGCAUUGGCAAGCCUUCAACAAGCAGCACAGCCAAAUGGACUGAUGUGGUGUUGACCAAGGAACGAUCAGAUGGCAAAGCAAUCAAGACACAACAGAACUCGGAAGAUUCCAGUCGAUCGGGGCCAGAUGCUGGUGACACCAAAGCCGGGGCACCCAAGCUCAAGCGAACAAUGUCACAACAAGAUUCUGUGCGCGGUGAGACUCCACCCACCAGCAGUCCACGCCCUGGGCACCGUGACAGGCAUCAGGUCAAGAGCAUGAUCUUCUAG